This is a messenger RNA of Bursaphelenchus xylophilus (pine wood nematode), 19173 nucleotides long. NCBI's taxonomy places the organism in Eukaryota, Metazoa, Nematoda, Chromadorea, Rhabditida, Aphelenchoididae. The record is from the annotation of a GenBank genome assembly.
AUGAACCUUUUCACCGUCGAGCAGUUGGAGCUGGUGAGGAGGUUGAGGUCGAGUGGAGUUACAGCCGACAACAUUGCUGAGGUGGGUGCAAUUUUUCUCCUUUUUGAUGUGCAAAGUUUGACGCUCAGAGAAAAUCGUACUUUCCUUCAAUUUUUCAUAAACAUCAGGGAUAGGCCACAUAUAAAUUUCUGAAGAUUUUAGCCCGAGCUUUGCAGGGAGAGCCGAGAUAUUCAACAAUCUGCCGAGAGAGUACGUAAAUUGCGGAGAGCAGUCAGAGAAAAAACACUUUUUGUCCAUAUCUUUGCCAGUUUCAUGCGGAAAAAAAUGAUUUUUUGGGGAAAUAUUAUUUUCUGCAGUAGAAAUAAGCAUGAAAUUUUUCACGCCAAAAAAUCGCAAAAAAAUUUGACAUUUUUUUCCAAUUUUUGAUCUAAAAAAUCCCAUGUUUUUUCCGCAAAGCACGAACUAGAAAUCUUGUAUUUUUAUUAGAGAAGAUUUUUCUAAAUUUACGUCAAGUUUCAUCAAAACCUGAGCGUUGGAGCGCUUCCCUUGUAAAUUUUGAAAAUUUAUUUUUUUGACAGUUGAGAGACUUCGGAUUUCUUGAUAAAAAAAAAAAAAUACGGAACUGUUUUCUUUAUGGCCUUUUAAUUUUGUGUUAUUCAGGGUCCAAAUAUACGGUUUUUUACAGGGGAAGCGACGUUCAGAUUUUGAUGAAAGUUGGCACAAAUUUAGACUGAUUUUUUCUAAAAUACAUGCGAGAACUCUAGCUGUCGCUUCGAAUUUUGGCACCAAAAAUUUUAUACCUAUUUCUACCGUAAUGUAAAUGGCAAUGAUUUUACCAAAAAAAUAUUUUUUUCCGCACAAAACUAGCAAACUUAUGGCCAAAAGUGUUUUUUUUCUACCGCUUCGCCUUUCGCGUACUCUCUCGACGGCAAAGAUGGUUCAAUAUCUCAGUGGAGCUUGCAAAGUGCGAGCUGAAACGCUGAAAUUUUUAGGAAUUGAUAUUUAGUAUAUGCCCGGAGUGUGUGCAAAAUUUAAAGAAAAUCUGAGCGUCGCACUUGGAAUACUUAAAAAAAAUUUCUCAAUCGUCUUUUUCUCUCCUAUCUAUCAUUUGCAUGUCUAAACAAUCCUCUGCACAGCCUCUAAUUCCAAGUAAACAUACAAAAAAUUACAUUGCAAGCGAGUGAUCUUUAAUGUAACAGAGCUCUGCAGAGCCGAAGCCCCAAAUUAGCGAUGUAAAGCCCCACUUUACAUCGCUGAUUACAUUUGGCCAACCGCACGUAGGCCGCCGUGAAUCCAAUUAUUUGCUGUCACAGUCAUUCAUCAUUAGGUGGUAUUUACAAUCUGUGCCGGCUUCACGUUGUGCAUUGCAUUUGUUGGGCGGUAAAUAUUGGAAAAAGUCAAUAAUAAUUUUUUGUUGUAAUGUCUGAAAUUUAGAGUGAUUCUUGGUGAAAUUUAGCCAGCACGCUAGCGUUUGAUACGUAUCUCGUUAGAGAUAUCCUGAUUGUAAGAAUUUUCACUGUGCUGUUUCUACGCGUCGCUGCAAAAAUCGAAAAGUGCUUUGCACAGUGAAAUUUGUAUUUUUUUGCCGCGCGCGAUCCCCAUUUUUCGCACGACAAAUCAUCUUUCUCAGAGUGCGACGAAAUUCUGAGCCGCAGUAAAUUCUCACGAUUUUUUGCGCCGAGAUUUUCAGCGUAGUUUUUGCGCACAAGCAUACGGUAGAUGACGGUCAUGGAAAACAAACGUCUUUUAUUCGUAAUGCUACGCAAAUUCUUAAUACUUUUAGAGCAUUUUUAAGAUUUUUCAGAAGAAACACUUCAAAAAUGAUCAUCAUGGAUACUUUCUGAUACUUUUUGAGGGAAAAUAAAAAUUUUUUUAGCGAUAUGAACUGAUAUAAAUUCGUUUCUUACUCUAUACAGUAUUUUUCCAUUUUCGACACAUUAGAUUUUUCAAUAUUUUCCAAAAACCUUUUUGCAUAAAGUCUCGUUUCCGCUACAAAUUUCAUGUUUCUACGCGGUUUCAAUUUUAUGCUGAGAACCCGGCUUUCCAGACUACACCCAGAUGGCCGUAUUUCUCAUCAUUCCGAGUAUUAUUGUACCUAAAAAUACCUACAAUUUGCGCAAAUUUUUAGGUAACAACUUCUCCAUCUUCACCUCUAAAAUAUCCCCGUUUUGCAGUGUUUGGGCUACAUUUUUCGCCCAGCCCAGCUCAAGUUUAUUGUCUAUGUGACAAGAGUGUUCAAGAGGGGCUUGCGUAAAAGCUACCGGCGAUUGUUUACGUAGUAUUCUGAUGUAUAUUUGGGGCUUGUCAGACGGCUCGAUAAAUAUAAUAGAAAUGUAGCUAGAGAUAAGAAAUUGUUUCGUGUAAGGAGCAAUAGGCACUCAAUACAUUGUGUGUUUGUGCUUUCUAUGACUGGAGGGAGACUGUAUUAGUCUGUCGGGAAAAUAAUGAGCAUUCUGUCGCAUUGAAAAUCCCAUGCCGAGAAAGUGAACUGUAUCGCGGCAAAAUCAAAUUGCUUUUCACUUCAGCGAAGCAAUCGGCGCAGCGACAUUGUGCUCAUUAUUUUCCUGACUGUCUGAUAAUAUCUUACUCGAUUAAUCCCCCUGUCCCUCUAGGAAUUUCUGGUCAGCUACGUCCCUCUUCCGUAGCGCCUCCGACCGUAAUACUCGCUGAUUUCUGGUCGAUAUCUUGGUGCCCCACCAAAGUCCAGCCAAGCUCCCUCACUUUUUACAAGUCACUUUUGCCACAUGAGGACGGGCGUUAUCAUGGAGAAAGAAUACUUUGUCCAUUUUUCCAUCGAUUUUUUUAGCUUCUCCCGGUCCACCCGGGAGAAGUAGGUCUCAGCCGAAAUGGUUGUUUGUUCUGGAAGCAGUUCCCAAUAGCAUAUUCCUUUACCGGCCCACCGUAACGCUUAGCAACACCUUUUUUGAUGCAAGUCAGGUCUUGCGGUCGGAAUUCCAUUUUCCAAGGGCUCUAGCCACUGGCGCUUCCGGUAGUGGUCGCCCCGAGGUUUCUGGGAAUUUUUUUAAAAAUGUGGAAAAACUUUUGAAUCAAGCCAAUAAUAUCACUCUGUCGGGAAAAUAAUGACCGCUCUGUCGCAUCGAAAAUCGGGGUUUUCCAAAUGAGCGUUUUUUAAUGCACGGCCCAGACGUUUCUUUUUGCACUGUGCGUUUCACAUAAAGGUGAAAUGCACAGUGCAAAAAGCUUUGCGACAAAAAGUCUACGCACUUUUGAAAACCCGAAAUAAAAGUGCAUUCAUAAAAAUUUUAUUUUUUUCCCGCUGCACGAUGUUGUUAUUAUAACACAUUUUGCAACGCUUGUUCCGUUGCACGCACACUUGCUUUCCCCUCCGUCAAAAAUGGCACGUAUUCAUUUAAUUAGCGUCUAGGUGAUUAGAGGAAAUUGUUUUCUUCUUCUCAGCGGGGACUUUUGAGAUUGUUUUGAGGCCCCCCAAUCCCCUCAAUUAUCACAUUAUAAUACCGAAAGAUUAACGGGGAUGUUUAGGAUAGCAAACUCGGCGUACUUUCAUCUUUCUUACUACGAAUAAAAUAGUAUAGUGAGCUGACUGGGUCCGAUUACCGGAUUACAGUAAGUGCUGGGACCGAGGCAGAUUGACACACGAUACUCCUAUGCAAUUACAAGGCUUGUGAUUUGGGGAAAUUAAAGGUUAAUCGAACAAAACGGGUCCAGGGUUCAUUUGUUGGAGAUUUUGUAACGAAAUCUUAGAACAGUUUUUUUUCGGCUCCUUCUAGGAACAAUAGGCUGGCAAAAUUGUAAAUUUAAUAUAAUAGUUAUUACUAGAUAUGUAGGAUAUUAUCACAUUGUCGGGAAAAUAAUGAGCACAAUAUCGCUGCGCCAAUAGCGUCGCUAAAGUGAAAAGAAAUUUUGAUUUUUCCGCAACACUAUAUUUUCUCGGCAGCAAUCACAAUCUUCGAUGCGACAGAGUGUUCAUUAUUUUCCCGACAGGCUGAAAAAUAAAAUAAUUUUGACAAAAAUGUUUUUCGGUCGGCAUAUUCCACGAAAGAUUCGGUUUUGACAUUUCGUUUGAAUUCAACCGAUACUAGAUGGGCGAAAUGCCACAAGGUAGCGGGAGACGCCCUGGGUUACCGUGCCACACGUCAAAACAAUUCUUUCGGAAAAUUGAAAAAACAAGGAAUCGCGGAUCAUUGAUUUUUUUCGAAGUGCCCCACAGAAUUAUCGAGCUUGAAAAAUUAUUUUCCUCUUCGAAAAAACAUUUUUCUCGAAAUUCUCUGAGAAAGUUUUCUUUUGUGACUCGAUAAUUCAGCGACAUUUCGUCAAAAAUCGAAGGUCCGAGGUUCCUUGUUUUUUCACUUUUUCUUUGACGUUUGCCACCCCUCGAUCCCUCAAAAAAAUGCCGACGCAUUCCAAACGCGGCUCUCCCACUUCCCUUUUGCGCCUCACCUCCCGAUCGCCCCCCUGCAUAGAGCAGGGGGAGUGAGUUGGGCUGCAAAGCCCAAACCUCCUAGGUUCGAUUCUUCAUUACUCGCUCAUUCUCUCUAUUUACAAAGACAACGAGCUCCCGCUCAGUUAAUCCGUAUCUAUGUAAACAGGCAACACGCGGCCUACAACUUCCGGUAGAGCUACACGGUAACCAGCAUGCCUGCUGAUGUCGUUACCACCAUGCCUAAAAAUCUUCCGAGAUUCUGUAACCCUUGUAAGUCGUCACUGCAGCGUGACAGCAUUGGCGAUUACAGUUUUGCAUUUUUGGAGACUUGAAGUCUGUCGGGGAAAUAAUAGCGAGUCGUCGUAGCAAAACAUUUAUAGUCGCCUCGUCAAAAAAAAGCGGGCAGUGGCGCACUAAAUUUCCAGCUGCGGCUAGCGUUGCGAUGAUGAGCGGUUCCAAGGCAAUACUACCCGCCGUUAUUUUCCCGACAGACUGGUGCUACCCAAGGAAAAAAGUCUUGAGAAUUUAUGAAAAUACAACAUGAUUUGUCGUUGCGAAAAAAUUGGAAUUGCAAAGAAAAAAUGGAAAUGCAAAAAAAAAGCAAAAACGCAAUUUGGAAAGCAUCUUUUUUCCGAUCUUUGCGGCGACGGACAGAGUUACGGGAGACCCGAAAGUCGGGAAAAUGAGGAGGAAGCUGCAUGGAGAAUAGCGACGGUCACUUUUUUCGUUGUACAAGGCAUCUCAGGGGAUCAAAAAAUAAAAUUUGUUUGUUGUAUAUAUCAGUCUGUCGGUAAAAUAAUGAGCACUUUGUCGCAUCGAAACUGACAGACAAAGGAAAAUUUUGUAUUAAUUUUAUAGUCUAAACAUCCCUUUUAAUACAAGCGGCGGACUAAUCGUCUCCGUGAAUGUGGAAUUACAAUAACAGAGUUGGAAAUUAAUCUGGAGCACUUUUGGCCCCAGCUUAGCCGGUCUUUCUUUCCUUUGUAUUGGGGCCGUACUGUACGGCCUACGUGCCAAACGUCGGCUUUUUUUAUCUUGUACAUAAAGGGGAUUGUUCGAAUAAUUAGGGGGCCUGAAAUGUUUUGGAGAAUUGGAACUUUUCGAGGCCGGGGGUUUCCGAUUAUUCCCUGUAAUAUUUCAGCUUACGAGGGAAUGGUCUGAACUUCCCCCGGCGUUUGGAAAAAUGACUAGCACAGGUGGAUAGAGCAGGUAAACUUUGGCAAAAAGAGCCAUUUUCCAGCUGCGGAAUAAGCCCGGCCGACGAGAAAAAUCGACCGAAAGUUCCACAAAAAUUUCCUCUUUCUCUUCCCUCGGAAAAGAAGAGCGGUGUCCAGUGGUUCGGUUAGCCGAGUGGAUAAAGCAUCCGCUCGAUAUUCUUUUGGGGGUUGGUUCGAUUCCGGGGCAGCCCGAAGGACCGAAGACUUUGGUGUGGGCAAGACCAAACUCUCAUAAAACAAAAAAAAAUAUUUUGCCAUUUUUAUACGUUUUAUGGAAAUAUACCGAAAACACAGAUAAUCGUUAAAAAAAUUUUUAAAUAAUACAAAUUGGGGUACAGUCCUUUUCAAAAAGAGAUGAUGGAUACCUUUAUCUAUGACCAAACGAGUAUGACUUCGACGUUCCAUCGAUUUGUAGGUCUGGAAAAAUCCAAAAAAACCAUUUUUUAACGAUUAUCUGUGUUUUCGGUAUAUUUCCAUAAAACGUAUAAAAAUGGCAAAAUAUUUUUUUUUUGUUUUAUGAGAGUUUGGUCUUGCCCACACCAAAGUCUUCGGUCCUUCGGGCUGCCCCGGAAUCGAACCAACCCCCAAAAGAAUACCAAGCGGACGCUUUAUCCACUCGGCCAACCGAACCAUUGGACACCGCUCUUCUUUUCCGAGGGAAGAGAAAGAGGAAAUUUUUGUGGAACUUUCGGUCGAUUUUUCUCGUCGGCCGGGCUUAUUCCGCAGCUGGAAAAUCGUUCUUUUUACCAAAGUUGACCUGCUCUAUCCACCUGUACUAGUCAUUUUCCCAAACGCCGGGGGAAGUUCAGACCAUUCCCUUGUUAGACAUGUAAUUGGAGGGUAAUAAUAGAGUGUAUUCAGUGGAAUCGUGGGUGUGAUAGGCUUAGCAGCUUGUUUUAAGCAUUUCCAAACCUUGACGAAUAGGCAAAUUUUCGCUGCGAGACGCAAAGUUUGGUGAUAUCAGUCUGUCGGGAAAAUAAUGUGGAUUUGUCGCCGCAUGCAAAAUACUCGCUUCGUCGUAGUCGCAAAUGACUUGAAUUGGCAAAGUUAUUUGUUUUAGGUAUUUUCAAACCCUGUAGAACACUUUCUUCGUUGUAUAUCCAGUCGCGGCUAGCCGUUGCAAAAGCAAUGAUGAGAAAUUCUAAAGCGCGAAAAAUCCACAUUAUUUACCCGACGGACUGAAUCCUAUCAAUCGCCGAUCGCGUCGCUGAAGUGAAAAGCAAUUUGAUUUUGCCGCGACACGAGGAGAUGCCGGCGAAGCAAUUGGCGCAGCGAUAUUGUGCUCAUUAUUUUUCCGGCAGCCUGAUAGUCCUCUAAGUGAGUCAACCGCACCUUUGGCCUGUUACAUCGCUUAUUACGACAAAUUGUAUUUGGCUAUUAAUAGAGAAGCGCGCGUUCGAAGCCCCUACCUUUUAAUAUUCCCAACCCAAACGCAGCGGCUCCACGCCUCUACUCGGUCGUAAUCUUUAUCCCAAUUUCCUCAUUAAAAUUAGAGUGCUGCCGAAAAAACGGUGACACAAAUCGAUCACUCCGUCGCUAAUCCGCCACGGGCCGAACAAAGAGCGCCGCCGAAAUGUUGGUAUGUGUAGGUACAAACAUUUUAAUAGCGAUAUUAAUAGCGCAACCCGGCCCGUUUAUCCGACCGCCUAAUCGGGCCGAAUCCGGAAAUCUUUCGCCCAAGUUUCGCGGCCCCAAAAAAGGCUUUUCCUCGGUGUGCUUUUGGGCACAUGAGCUCCCAUUGUGUGAUGUUUGCGAGUGUUUCGUAAAGAGUUGUUUGUUGGCGAUACUGUAGCGAGAAAAGUGGGCUUUAUGUUGUAAAAGCCGGAUUUUUUAUAUCUUUUACUCAUAAUGUAAUUGUGUUUAUUUUAAGUGUUCAGGGAUUAUAAUGACGGGAGUGUUAUGAAAUGGCUGAAAAUAGCAACUGUUUUUUUACAUUUUUGGGGUUUUUCGAAACUUUUGGGUCUCGCCACGAAAUUUAGCAUAAUGUUGCAAAUUGUAAAAUACGUAGUGAGCUAGUUUGUAUGCCUUUCUUGUGAGUCGUUGGAAAUUAGGUUUAAAUUCAUUUUUUUUUUAUUUUUGGGUCUCACCACGAAAACUUGGCAUUUUGCCAAGUUCGCUUAAAUUAAAAGUGAAUGUUUACGAAUCGUUGAUUGGGGUCUAUAAUCGCCAGAAAAAUUAAUUUUUUUAAUUUUUCAUAUAUACUUAGUUCGGGUCCUAGCACGAAAGCUUGGCAUUUUGUCAAAUUGCUUUAAAUUAAAAAGUAACGUUCAAGACUCGCUUUCACUAGCCUACAAUAGUCAGAAAAAAUGAGAUUUUCUUAAUUACAACACUUACAAGCACUUAGUCCGGGUCCCACCACGAAAACCUGGCAUUUUGUACAAGUCCGAAAAACUAAUCGAAAAAGAUUGUACCACACAAUUUUAUGCAUUCAGCAAUCAUAUGGAUGUUCGAAAAUUCAUCCUCACGCAAAUCUCCCAACAUUACCGUAAUCCGACAUUUGCAGUAUGUACACAAUGUACACAUAUAUGUAUAGCUUGAAGAAGAGAGUGUGUCAAAAAUACCCCCGGGUGACGCACUCCGGACAUAACGGGUAAUGUUAAUCGCAUUGUGCCAUUGUGUGCAUUCUUGGCCGCAAAAUACGAAACGAGUGUAAUCGUGGUGUGAAAGAGGAGAUUUUGUUUGUGAUGAGGAAUGUUUUCGGGCCUUACAAUAUGCAUUUGCUGAUGUAUGGCAUAUUCGGAGGGGGAAAUGAGGAGCGGAUGAGGUGUGUUGUAGUUAGAGGUUGUAAAAUGGACAAAAAUUUGGAUUAAUUUGGACGGAGGGAGAGGAGAAAAUUUUGGGUCGAAAAUGUGGAAUUUUUUGCGAAUUUUGACAUGAAAAGUUUCAUAGCUGUUUCUACCGAAGAGAGUAAUGUUUCCUCAAAAAAAUCAAUUUUUUCCGUGCGAAACUGGCCAAGAUAUAGCCAAAAAAUAUUUUUCUCUGUGAUCGCUCUCCACAUUUUGCACACCUUUUUUUCGCUUCUCAAGUAUGAAGGUUGUUGUAAGAGACAACUUUAGGAACGUCUAGGCUGAUAAAAUUUGUCGAAAUUCGCUGUGCGGACUUUAAAAAUGAAUUCGGUUUUUUGCACAGUGCAGAAAAAGCGAGAAUCUGCACUGUGCGGUAGUUUCUUUGAUUGCACUCUGCGUAAAAUUUCUGUGGAAAAUUUUGCACAGUGCGGAGCUUAAAAACGAAUUUUUUUAGCACGGUGCAGAGAAAAUGAGUACAUUUUUUGUGUAGAAAAUCGCACUGUGCAGACUUUCAAAAUGCCUUCUUUUUCGCACGGUGCGGAGAAAAUUAUAGUCCGCACUGUGCGGUCGUUUUUUGAUGGCACUGUACGUAAAUUUUUGCGUUGAAAAUUUUGCACUGUGCGGAUUUAAAAAAAUGAUUUCUUUUUCUUCUGCACAGUGCAGGGAAAAGAACAAACUGCACUGUGCGGUCGUUUUUUGAUUGCACUGUGCGUGAAAUUUCUGUGGAAUAUUUUGCACUGUGCGAUCUUUAAAAAUGAUUUUUUUGCACCGUGCAGAGAAAAUUAGAAUAUGCACUGUGCGGUAGUUUUUUGAUUGCACUGUGCGUGAAAUUUCGGUGGAAAAUUUUGCACUGUGCGGUCUUUAAAAAUGAUUUUUUUGCACUGUGCGGAGAAAAAAGGAAUUUGCACUAUGCGGUCCAAACUGCUUCCUUUCGAAUAAAACAAGGCCUACCAUACAUUUCCAUUGACAAAAGUCUCAAGGAUUGUCGUCAUUUCGUACAAUGUACACAAAACUUUUUCCGUUCCCUUCAAUUAUUAGUCCAUAAAGUUUAAAAUAAAACUCCAUUUACUCGGCGUACGUCGAUCUCUUCACCUUCUCCAUUGUCAACACCGAAAGGUCUGUCUAUUGUUCGUCACAAACUCACAAUCACAGCAGACGUUGUGCCCGCCCAUGGCUACAUUUUUGCAUCAGAGGAGUGAAACUUUGAAAUUUUUGAUGGUUCAUUUUUGCCGACGAAAAAACUCAUUUCGCAAAUUGUAGCCGACUAAUUGGGCGGCGGAUUGUAGUAUGCAACAUGAUCGUGCAAAUAGCAUGGCGGAAGCGCUCAAAAAAUACCGCUUUUUGCCUAUAAACUCGGAAAUUUAUUACCGUAAUUUUUUUGAUGUCGAAAAUUUACAUUGUUUGUCAAGUAGUGGGUUGUUGUGAGAGUCGUAUUCAAGAGUGUCUAGGUUGAAAAUAUUGACGAAUUUUGCACUGUGCGGAUUAUAAAAAUUAUUUGUUUUUUUGCACAGUGCAAAGAAAAAUUAGAAACUGCACUGUGCGGUCGUUAUUUCAUUGCACUGUGCGGAUUUUGAAAAUAAUUCCAUUUUUGCACAGUGCAGGGAAAAUGAGAAUCCGGCCGUUUUUUGAUGGCACUGUGCGGACUUCAAAAAUGACUUCAUUUUUUGCACAGUGCAAAGAAAAGAAGAAACUGCACUGUGCGGUCAUUUUUUGAUUGCACAGUGCAGAGAAAUUGAGAAUUUGCACAGUGCUGAAUUUGAAAAUAAUUCCAUUUUUGCACAGUGCAGAGAAGUUGAGAAUUUGCACUGUGCGGUCGUUAUUUCAUUGCACAGUGCUGAAUUUGAACAUGAUUUUUUUUUGCACAGUGCAGCGAAAAGUAGACUGCACUGUGCGGUCAAUUUUAUGACUGCACCGUGCAUACGUUUUUUGUGUCGUAAAUUUUGCACAGUGCAGGGAAAAUGAGAAUCCGGCCGUUUUUUGAUGGCACUGUGCGGACUUCAAAAAUGACUUCCUUUUUUGCACAGUGCAAAGAAAAGAAGAAACUUUUUUGCACAGUGCAAAAAAAAGAAAAAACUACACUGUGCGGUCAUUUUUUGAUUGCACUGUGCAUAAAUUUUUGUGUUGAAGAUUUCGCACUGUGCAAAAAAUAAUAUAACUUUUUUUGUUAUUUCUUCAUUUUUUACUGUCUAAUUUCACAACUCGUCUUAUAAAACUCAAAUUUGUUUUCCUCCAAAAAUUCGGCUAGUCGAAAAUCCCUCCCAAAAAUCCUCUUUCGGGCCCCCCGGAAAUCCACUGAUCUCUGGGCGAAUUAUUCGGGAAGUAAAUCGCUUAAUAGCGCCGUAAAUUCCAUUUCAUGGAAUCUCAAAAAUUUGUUGAUGAAUUUUCACAUGACGUCGACUGGCCGAUAAUAUUUUUAUUUAUAUUUUUUUUGGAGGAAAAAUCGGAUUUUUGGGAUUUUUUUGGAUUUCGUUGUGAAAUCCCACUUGAGUUUUUGAAAGAGUUUAGACAAAUAGAGCAUUUGUAAAAAUAUCACGCCUUUGUAAAGCUAUUAUCGGCACUCAAAAGAUGUUUAGAGCAGCUACAAAGCCGCUGUUUAUUGUAAGUCAGUUAUUUUGAGAAAAAUGGGAAAUCCUUGAGACUGAACGCUCAGAUUUUUUUGAAAUUUUGAGUGAAUGGUCUGUCUAGUCCACUUAUUAAUUGUUAAAAAUUUUAUGUCGCGCUUUGCUAGCGGAGCCGAGAUAUUUAGCGAUUUUGGGGGUGAGAUUACGGAAAAUGAGGAAAAACCUUUUUUUGGCCGUAUCUCUGGAAUUUAGCCUUGGAAAAACAUAAUUUUUUGUGGCAAUAUUUUACUAUUGGUCUUAAACAUCAUGUCGAAGCGUUAUGCCAAAAAUCAAAAAAAAAAUUGUUUAUUUUUUUUAUUUUUUUUUUCAAAAAAUCUCGAAAAUUUUGGCGAACCGCAAGCUAGAAAUCUAGGACGUGCCUUGAAAAAUCAUAUUUUAAAUUUAUAUUUAGUUUCAGCCAAAUUUAUUACCUAAAAUUUUUUAUUUCAGUCUUUGCAAAAGAUCCUUAAAAAACUCCAUAAAGUUUCAAAAAUAUCUUUUAUUUUUACACUGGAUUAGAAAACAGUUUACAUCAUACUUUUGUUAUUUUGCUAUUUUCUCCUCCUUUAUAGCGUAUUACCUUUUUUUCGGCGAUUUUUUAUAUUCUCCUUCCGGCUCAACUCCCAGAACUUUCUUUGCCCAAAGCUCAGCCACUCGCCCUUAUAUUUGAGUGUUCGGUUAAUCUACAGGGUUAUUAGACGCUCUAGUUUUGCUCUACUAUUCUUUUGGUUACAAUUUUUUCGGUUAUUCAGGGUUACUGUAACUUUUAAAAAAAUUUUUUUUAAUUUUGAAAAAAUGAAAAUUCGGUCUAAAAUACGGAUUUUCGAAGUUUCAAAAAAUUUUUCAUUGGCUAGAAAAUUUUUUUAAUAUGUCAUGAUGACAUACAAAUUUUUGUUUUCCCACCAAAAAAAAAUAAAUAAAACCCAAAGUGCAAGUAACUAAUUCGUAAAGAGAAUUCCUCUGAUUUCAAAGCGGGAUUAGCCUCUCGGAUAUUGUCAUUGCUCGAAGGAAGUGAUAGUAAAGUCUCAACAAAUCGGGGGAUUAGAAAAGGUUUGUGGAAAAUUAGGCUUUCUCUGCACUGUGCAAUAAUUUAAUUAAAAUAUGCGGGAGAGUUAAAUUUUAUAGCAGCUUUCCAGUUACUGUAUGGUGAUUUGGUUGUAAAGUAGGAUUUUAAUUGAGUUUUGUAAUUUGCUGCUGAAUUAGAAGGGAUAUUAAAACUUGUUGUUUUUAUUGCACAGUGCAGUGUGAUUCUUAAUUUUCCGCACAGUGCAACGUUUUUUGGCCAAAUUUUUGCUCGCACUGUGCGGCAGCGACAAUUUUUUCUCAAUUUGCACAGUGCAACGUUUUUUGGCCAAAUUUUUGAUUGCACUGGGCGACAGCGACAAUUUUUUUCCUUAACUUGCACAGUGCAGUGUGAUUCUUAAUUUUCCGCACAGUGCAGACAUCUUUUGCUAAGUUUUUGAUUGCACUGUGCGGCAGCGACAAUUUUUUCUCAAUUUGCACGGUGCAAUGACUUUUGUCCGGAUUUUUGAUUGCACUGUGCGGCAGCGACAAUUUUUUCUCAAUUUGCACGGUGCAAUGACUUUUGUCCGGAUUUUUGAUUGCACUGUGCGGCAGCGACAAUUUUUUCCCUCAAUUUGCACAGUGCAGUCUAUUUUCACAAUUUCUGCACGGUGCAAUGACUUUUGAUCGGAUUUUUUGAUUGCACUGUGCGGCAGCGACAAAAAAAACUUUUUUGCGCAGUUCAAAAACAUAAUUUUUCGGUACUGUUCAUUUUUUACCCACCAAAAAUCUCGUCAUCCCAAAUUUUCGGCUGUUUCAAAACCCCUGACUCACAAUUACAAACGCCAUUCUCAAAAUAACAUUAUUGUAAAGCAGUAGCUCAUAACCGAGAAUAUUGCCUUCGCUCCGCCGCUGUAUACUGACUCAUUUCUUGGCCCAAUGUGAAACGGAAUUUCUUCCUGACUCACGUCGAAUUAUUACAAACAAACAACUCUCUCUGGGCUGACCUUUCGGCGGCGGGAUUAUAAUUCGGCGGGAUUAGCGGUUACGGUCAGUGGGCGGCGAGUUUAAUUGCGACCAAAUCCCCCCUCCGGCAUUGUUCGCAAUUGUUUCGACCGCGGUUCGCAUUGUGAUUAAAUUUUUUUGGGGGAUUGUUUGUCGUAAUUGGGACAAUUAACGGGCUAAGAAGGGCUAUUAGUCAAAGAAUAGCGGUGAAAACGUGAUUUUUGGUAGUAUUCGAGUUGCCCUUUAAAAUUGUUUUGUCGUGUAGCAAUUUUUGAGACAUUUUGGAAGGCUUUGACACUCUGAGAUUUUCAUUUUUCGACUGCACGGUGCGAAAAAAAUCAAUUUUUUUAUUGCACUGUGCAGUUCACAAAAUCUUGUUUUUUUGGUGAUUUUAGUAGUAUUCGAGUUAUCUGUUAAAAUUGUUUUGUCGUGUAACUAUUUUUGAGACAUUUUGGAAGUCUCUGACACAGUGCGAUUUUUAUUUUUUGACUGCACAGUGCGAAAACAACCAAAUUUUUUAAUGCACUGUGCAGUCCAAAAAAUCUUGUUUUUCGGCACUGUGGCUGGAAAAAAUUCAGUUUUUCUGCUGUAAUCACUAAAUCUAGAGCAUAGUGAAUACAAAGGCACAGCGUGAUUUUCAAUUCUGACAUCACUUUGCAAAAAAAAGUCAAUUUUUUCAUUGCACUGUGCAUUUCAAAAAAAUCUUGUUUUUUGGUACAGUGCAUGGAAAGUUCUGAGAUUUUUUGUUGUUAUCGAAACAUCUAGAGCUCCAGAAAUCUCAAGGCCUUGCAAAAAAUUUUUAUUCUGACAUCACUUUGCGAAAAAAAGUCAAAUUUUUCAUUGCACUAUGCAGUCGAAAAAAACUUGUUUUUCGCACAGUGCAGUCAAACAAAAAAAAUCGAGUACUGUCAAAUGGUCAGCAAUUUGAAAACAAGUUUUUCUUUAUUUUCAGUCCAUGAUUUUUCUCAGCACUGUGCAAAAAAAUAAUUUUUUUUUGACUGCACAGUGCAAUUGAAAAAAAAAUUUUUCUCGCACUGUGCAAGAAAAAUGGAUUUUUUUAAGACCCCUAAAAUUUCGACAGUAGAAUUUUUGGUCUCUAAAAUGUUGUCUUCACUGUUUUUUCCACGCCUCUUCUCCCCUUCCGAUCUCGAAAUCUUAGACUAUAAUAACAAAAUUGCCUGCGGAACACCGUAAUUACCCUCGCUAUUUUUACGCAAUUCCAGGCGUUUCGAGCCAUGGAGAAGAUGGAGACCGAGGUGCCCGCUAAUCCCGACCAGAAUCCACCUGUUUCGGCGGCCGAUUUCGCGGCGUUUGUGGCCACCUCCACCAGCACGCCGACGUUUAAUCCCGCCCAGGCGUCCAGCAUCCCGAACAGUGUGCUGGUGCGGCAGUUGCAACAGGUUUGUGAAGGGGGGAAAUUUUGGAUUUUUUUGAAAAAAAAAUUAUUUUUUUGGGAAAAAAUUUCGAAAUUUUCAAGUUUUUUUUUCGAAUUUUUUAUUUAAAAUUUCAGGAUUUUUUUAGAGAAAUUUGAAUUUUUCAAAAAAAAAUUUUUUUUUACUAGAAAUUUCAAAAUUUUCAAAAUUUUUUUUUUCGAAUUUUUCCUUCAAAAUUCCAGAAUUUCUUACAAAAAAGCUUACUAAUUUUCCCAGAAAAAAUCGAUUUUUUCGAUGAAAAAUUUUAAAAGUUAUAGCCAAAAAACAAAAAAAAAGCCAAAAUUUCAAAUUUUUCCACAAAAAAAUCGCUGAGUUCUCAAAUUUUCCGACCAAAAUUUAUCUCUUCUCUUUGUAUCAUGUGUGGCAGGUAUCAAGAGUAACCAAAAAGAUUAAUCUCUAACAAAAAAUUUUGACUCAAGCUUGUCGUGUUAAUGAUUUGAGCAAAUAUUUCCGAUUACUGAUAAGGGCCGAAAAAAGUAAUACUUUAAAAAAAAAUUUUUUGCUUGCUUACAAUAUAAUGGAGUUUCGAAACUAGAAAAUAAUAUAUUUUUGGAGCAGUUGAGCGAGAUGAAAAAUGCAAAAAAAAAUGAUUUUUUUUUGCACUGUGCAAUUCUUGAGUUUGAAUUUUUGAACACAGUAAAAGAAAUUGUGGGAUUUUGGAGUGUCUUGGGCAUGAUAGGACACUAAAAAAUGCAUAAUUAAAAUUUUUUGUAAUUGCCCUAUCAUUAGAGUCCAUUUUUGGCAUCUUUAUUUUUUGCACAGUGCAAUUUUUAAAUCUUCAAAUUUUGCACGGUGCAAUAUUUCAAACAACUUUUUGGUGAGCAAAAUUCUUUUUUAGGAUGUUAAAAAAUAUUUUCGUAACCUUUGUUUUAUUUUUCUUGCUGCUAUAUACAAGUUAUAACGCUUUGACUUUUUCGCACAGUGCAGUUUUUCGGCUUUUCCAAUUUUGCACCGUGCAAUCUUGCAAUUGCAUUUAUUUUACAGUAUUUUGUCCAAGAUUAUCUUUGCACGCAAGCCAUUAUUUUUGCAAUCUUUUGCGUAUUUCAGUUUCGUUUUAUCCGCAUUUUUUCUUCCGCGUCGUCAUCCGCAAAAAAAUCUCAUAGCAAAUUUUCGGAGAGUCGGCAAAAAAAUCGGCUCCAAAAUAAAGCGGAUUAACUUCUUCCACUAAUCACAGUAUAACAGUCGUAUUGCCUCAGGGCUUCGUUAUUAUAGUAAUUGUUUUCGCACAAGUCGACGAAUUUUUGGAGACAAAUAAUAAUUUUUGCGGAUAAAUUGCGAAAAUUACGGUUUAAGAACUACUUUUUGUCCAUACAAAUUUCGAAAUUAGCCUACAAAUUUUUUUAUACCGCAUUUUAAAAUUUUUGCCAGCCGCACUGUGCAAAAAAAUAAUUUCUGACUGCACUGUGCAAAAAAUUUAAAGUCGAUUUUUUUGCACUGUGCAAUGAAAAACUGGACGAUUUUUUUAUUUUUCAUAGUAAAUCAGAGUUCGAAAUUCUGUAUCCUUUUGUGAUUCCCCAAUUUUUCCAGCCGCACUAUGCAAAAAAAAAAAUUUUCGAUUGCACUGUGCGAAAAAUUUAAAGUCGAUUUUUUGCACUGUGCAGCGAAAAAUCGGAUGAAUUUUUAAUUUUUCGUAGUUAAUAGGAGUUCGAAAUUGUAUAUCCUUUCGUGUUUCACCAAUUUUUUAAUCGCACUGUGCAAAAAAAUCAACUUUACUUUGACUGCACAGUGCAUAAGGAAUCUUUUAUUUCCUGCACUGUGCGGGGCAAAAAACGAUAAAAUAUGUAUUUUAAAAUAAGUAAAAGUAAAAUUUAAAAUUUUUUGCGCUAUUUUUAGCAAUUUUCCGGAUUUUGAAAAAAAAAAAUUUUUUGAAAAAAAAAAUUUUUUUUACAUCCUAACUUUUCAUUUGCAGCUAGCCGAACAGCAACAACAAUCCACCUCAGCCAUCACAUCUUCCGCCGAAAAUCUGCAAAGGUGCGCGUUCACCACAGUCCCCGAAUCUUGUGUUUUCGGCUCCUCAAUGCACAGCCAAUCCAGCCCCACGUUGCCACGCCCACAGCCUUCGGCGGCGCGCCCAAUCCGAUCGCAACGCCAGCCAAUGAAAGAUAUCACGACAUUGGAGGACCCCAACGAACUGGAGCAGUUUAUGGCCCAAGGCGAGGAGGCGUGCAUCAGCGACAUGAAAAAGUUUAUUACGCAAUAUUCCCUGAGGCAAACGACGGUCGCGCAAAUGACUGGUGAGAUUUUUCUUUGUUUGAAAAAAAGAAAAAAAAAGAAAUUAUGACCGUAUUUUACAAGAAAAAUGUUUUUUUGAUAUCGAUUUUUUGCACGGUGCAAUUUCAAAAAAUUUUUGUCUUGCACGGUGCGGUUAAAUUUUUACAAUUUUUUGCACUGUGCAGCUGGAUCAGAUUCCUAAAAAGUUUUGUUGAGAAGACGUAUUUUACACUCCAAAUUUGAUUUCCCAAGAUGUUUUCAUUUUUUAAGUUUUUGCACGGUGCAAUUUCAAAAAAUUUUUUUUUGCACGGUGCGGUCAAAUUUCAUUACCUUUUUGCACUGUGCAGCCUGAUAUUAUAGAACAUCGGAUUAUUGUGAACGUAUUUACACUCCAAAUUUGAUUUCCCAAGAUGUUUUCAUUUUUUAAGUUUUUGCACGGUGCAAUUUCAAAAAAUUUUUUUUGCACGGUGCGGUCAAAUUUCAUUACCUUUUUGCACUGUGCAGCCUGAUAUUAUAGAAAAUCGGAUUAUUGUGAACGUAUUUACACUACGAAUUUUAUUUUCCACUAUGUUUUCUUUUUUUUUCAUGUUUUGCACGGUGCAAUUUCAAAAAAUUUUUUUUUGCACAGUGCGGUCAAAUUUUAUUAACUUUUUGCACUGUGCAAUCGACUUUUUUUUAAAGCGAAUUGUAGACAGCAUAUUUUAGUACACUCCAAAUUUAAUUUUCAAAUAAAAAAAUUUUGUUUUUGGCAUUUUGCAUGGUGCAAUUUCAAAAAGAAAUUUUUUCGCACGGUGCAGUUACAAAAAUAUUUUUCGCACCGUGCAAAAAAGGAAAACCUUGAAAAAAAAUUUUUUGGGCUUCCAAAAAGUUUUUUUGACCACUAAUUUGUUACUUACAACCAAUUUCCAGGCGUCUCUCAGCCCUACAUUUCCAAACUCCUCAACGGAAAUCAUCGCGAGCUCUCGCUGCGAUGUCGUCGCAACAUCUACGCAUGGUACCUAAAUUGUCGUCGGCAUCCGGCCAUGUACUGUCAGGACCCGACCACACGUCUGGAGACGAAUGGCGAUGGGGAGUUGGUGCCGCAGCGGCGCGAGCGCUACGUUUUUCGGCCCGUCCUCAUCCGCAUGCUGGAGCAAUUUUUCGCCGAAUCCCCGUUCCCCGACGGCAAUAAGCGCGCCGAAAUUGCACAGGCUUGCAACACAGCCCUUCAGGCGGAGAAACGAGGUGAGAAAGGGUGAUUUUUCUUUUUCAUUUUGAGGUUUUUGGAUACUUUUUUCAAUUUUUUAACCAAUUUUCAUCUUUUUUCGGCGUUUUCAUCAAAAAAAUCAAAUUUUUUAGCUAUGUAAAACUUUUUUCCCUCCCCGUCUAUUCUUACAGUAUAUUUUCUAGUGAUUUUAGGGGGCCAGCUGAUGCCGAAAGAAGUGGUAACGCCGCAGGUCAUCGCCAAUUGGUUUGCCAAUAAGCGAAAGGAAAUGAGGAGGAAAUCCAAUGAGGAGAACAGGAAUCGACAAUUCCUGAAUCCAGUAAGCGUUUCGGGAGGGUUUUGUGGGAUUUUUAUGAAUAUGCAAAUUUUUUAUUUUUUUUAAAUUUGAAUAUUUUGAGACAAAAGUUGCCGAAAUUCGAUUUUGAAUUAAAAAAUUUUAAGUUUUAAAAAUAUAUGCAAAUUUUUCGAAAUUUUCGAAAUUUGCAUAUAUUUAAAAUUUUUUUAAAAAAUGCCUGAAAAUUUAAUUUUUUGAACUUCUAGAGACUUCUGAAGCCUUUCAGAAAAUUUUUUGUAUAAAAUUUGCAUAUUUCAAAAAAUUUGAAUAUUAAAAUUUCCUCAAUUUUUUUCAAAAAAAAAAUUCGAAAUGCCUGAAAAUUUAAUUUUGUGAACUUCUAGACACUUCUCAUGCCUCAACAAAAGAUUUUUUACACAAAAUUUGCAUAUUCCAAAAAAAAUUUGAAUAUUAAAAUUUCCUUAAUUUCCCUCAAUUUUCCCUCUAUAAUUAAUCUUUCCAGUCGGCACUAGAAACUCCCUCCUCCCCCGAGGGCUCUACCAGCUCAUUCGUCGAAUCGCCCAGCUCCAAUCUGCUGCCUCCCCUCCAAUUCGGCGUCCCAUUGGCCUUCCUCACCCAACAGCAACAGCCCCAGCCCCAACCGCCCCCACAAGGCAUCUCCAUCGAGAACCUGUUGGCCCUCAACAACCUCUCCAACCCCUUGACCGAGCUGCUGCAGCGCUCCGUCCAACUGCAGCAGCUGAAUCGCAACGAUUCCGCGACGAUUUCGUCGACGGAGAAGGUCGACGAACAGAUGCCCGUGCUGAGCGCCAUCAACGACGAAACGCAUGCAAGUGAGGACGGGUCAACGCCCUCAAGUCGGUCGUCGCCUCAAGCCCCGAAUUCGACGGAAUCGCUCAAGUCGGGCGACGAGUCGAUGAGCAACAAAAAUCAGUUCGAUUUGAUGGAGAAAAUGUUCGGUGCUUCGAUGAUGAGCCUAAUGCAACAACUAAAGCCCAACCCACUGCCCAGUGUGGAGUAA